ACGCAUCUAUGAUAUAGCCCUUGGUCCAGGGACCUGAUCUACUCGUACUGAUCUGCCCUCCAUCCAGGUAGGUAGAAGGUACCUGAGGUGCGCACCAGAGGAGGCACCUACGUAGUACGGGCGAGCGCAAGCAACAGUUGAUAUCCGCAUGUGUGCUGGUUGGUUGGCUGGCUGGCUGGCUGGCCGGCCGGUCUGUACGUGCUCGUGACCGAGCGUUCCGAUGCCGUUCGGCUCUUACUUCUCCUCCUCUUCUCUCCUCCUCCCCUCUCCUCCCUUCUUCGCACGUAUCCUAACAGCUAGUAUAUUCUUUCAAGGUAAGACGGCGACAUGGUGUGCUAGGUACAUAAGAGCUACCCGUCCUUCCGUUAGAAGCCUGACAGGUUUCACCACCUCCCCUCCUUUACCCUUACCCUCCCCUGCUGCACACUCCCCUCGUAAAACUUGAUAUCGGACCGUCACCCAGUUCAGAGACCAAGUUCGGAGACAAAGAGACGCAGAGACACGCAAGGAGUCGCACCGGUAGACAGACUGCGCCUGUGUCGCUAGAAACACCAUGGGCCCCCCAAAGAUGGCCAUUAUCGCGCCUCCGACCAGAGAGUUCCGCGCUGCCGCCGCCGCCACCACCACCGCCCUCCUGGGCCCCACCCUGGCCGCCGCCCUGCGAUGCCAGCGCCUCCUCGGCGUCGCCUCCCUGUUCCUGUGCGCGCAAGUCUGCUGGCUCGCCUGGCAGGCCGCCCUGACGAGCUGGAGCGUGGCCGUCCACGCCUGCGCCGCGGCGGUACGCGCUGCCGUGCUAGCGAAGGCGGUAUGGAGGUCCAAGCCGGUAAUGGCGUUGAGGAGGAAGGUCGUAUUCGAGUUCGUCGCCCUCCUACUAGGCUCGGGCAAUGCUCUGUUCCUAGUGCUGUUCUGGCCGGGCUGGUGGGUGCUAGGGCUGAUCGCCCUGGCGACGCGAUUGUCCGUUGGUUGAGCGUUGUUGCAUGUCCCGCGGGACCAAUCCGAUAUACACUCGGCAACCGAGCUCGGCU
Durotheca rogersii is the source of this 1025-nucleotide messenger RNA. RefSeq lists its product as uncharacterized. Bases 554 to 967 code for a protein of 137 amino acids. The transcript is spliced from 2 exons. The record is from RefSeq and is a predicted model, not a curated record. Lineage: Eukaryota; Fungi; Ascomycota; Sordariomycetes; Xylariales; Xylariaceae.